GCAGUAUAUGUAUCUAUCUACCACUGACACUUGUAUUUAUUGCUCAAGGUCUAUUAUCUGAAAUGCCGAGCGGUUCUCAUGGUGAAGAAGAGCAGAAACAGCUCGUAGUAGCUAAAACGCUUCCUCUAGACCUUAUACUUGUCAUAUUCAUUCACGGAUUCAAAGGAACGGAUACCACGUUUGGUGAUUUUCCUUCCAGGCUGGAACAUGUUUUGACAGAGACGGUUGACCACGUACGCGUGGAGUGUAUUCCGUUUCCUGCAUACGAAACAAAAGGAGAACUGACUGAAGCCGUCGAGCGCUUCGCAGAUUGGCUGACAACCCUGACUGUCCAGAAGGAAGUGGAAAAUGGUACAGGCGGAGGAGCAGGAAAAGCAAAAAUAAUACUGUGUGGACACAGCAUGGGUGGGUUGCUUGCGGCAGACGCGCUCCUGGAGUUCGUCAAUUCUCGACCAGAUAAACAAGCCCCGCUUUGGCCGAAGAUAAUUGCCUGUAUAGCAUUUGACACACCUUAUCUGGGAUUGCAUCCUUUCGUGUUCAAGAACAGCGCUACGAAAGCUGUCGAAUACGCUAGCAGUGCACGGACAGUUGCUUCAGAUAUAUUUUCACUCUUUGGAAAGAAGAGUACCACACCAGUUGCUCCUCAAAAGCUUCCUGCCGCAAGUAUCACAUCUUCGUCGAUGGGUACCAGCAGUGAGGCUGGUUGGAUGAAAUGGGCGCCGGCAGCAUACGCUGUUGGCGGGGCUUUGAUUGCUGGUGCAGCGGCUGGUACAGCUUAUUAUAGGCGCGAUGAUCUUGGCUCUGGUUAUACCUGGGCCACAGAUCAUAUGAAGUACGUGAAAAAUCUGUGGGAUGAAAAAACAUUGCAGAAGCGCCUAGAUUGUCUGGUCGAGGCUGAACAGAAUUUCGGAGUGCUAUUCAGAAAUUUCUAUACGUUAAUCCCUCCCUCGUUUCCUUCUUAUACGCCUGCUCGCACAUUUGUCGUCCUGCCACAACAAUCCUCUCCCUCUACCUCGUAUUUCCUACCGGCGAAGAAUUCUAUCGCGUCUGAUGAAGUCCAAGCUCAUACUGGUAUGUUCGAUGCAAAAUCUAACGACGGGUAUUACGCGUUAGGUUUGGAGACGGCAAAGAUUAUACGAGAGGCUGUGAUGAUAUCAAGAGGUAUCGUAGAAGAUGACAGCACACAGGCUGCACAAGAUUCCGUUGCCGCAGAGGCAAUGGAGCAAACACGCCAGCCUGGAGAUGUGAAUGUAGGCAUCGAGACAGCUGAGCCCAGCGAAGGCUCGUAAAACACAGUUCUCAAUUACUGAAUUUGCUGGUGUGUAUUUAUUGCGAAUGUAAUGAUGUACUAGUACAAUAUGCUGUAUUACUUCAGCGAUAGCUGCAUAGCAUAUGCAUCCUCACCAUCGGCGUCUUUCAAUGACUGUAAGUUUCAACAGAGAUGGUCAUGUGGAGACUGUAGACGCACAAUAUUUUU
Molecule: messenger RNA, 1477 nt
Organism: Serpula lacrymans var. lacrymans S7.9
Lineage: Eukaryota; Fungi; Basidiomycota; Agaricomycetes; Boletales; Serpulaceae
Exons: 7
Coding region: 63-1289 (408 amino acids)
Source: RefSeq, a predicted model, not a curated record